AUGGGUGACCCUAAAAAUGCAAUCACUGAACCUAAAGCUAUAAGCCAAGCUUCUUCAUCGUCAGUUACUACUAUUGUGCCAGUUCGCACGUGCGGUGACAGCCUCUCUGAUUCUGCCACGUGUGAAAACCCUUGUCCACUUGAUAGUAUCACUUCUACUACUACUACGACUACUACUACUGUUUCUUUUGCGGCUCCUUGUAAUUCUACUACAACUGGUAAUGAUAUCAUCACUUUAAUGGCCAGUGACCCCGACAUCUCUCGCCGGAAAAAGCAUCCUCUUUACCGGGGUAUCCGUUGCCGGAGCGGUAAAUGGGUCUCUGAGAUCCGUGAGCCUAAGAAGACUACACGUGUCUGGCUCGGUACUUACCCCACGCCGGAGAUGGCUGCUGCCGCCUAUGACGUGGCGGCUUUAGCUCUUAAAGGUGGAGACACCGUCUUGAACUUCCCGGAUUCCGUGGGAUCUUACCCCAUUCCCCUUUCCUCUUCCGCAGCUCAUAUCAGAUGCGCUGCGGCCGCGGCUGCUGCUGCUGCGGGUGCGUGUGCGGCUACGAGUGCAGCUGCCGUGAAGGGAGGUGAAAAGAAGGAAGAGGAAGUUUGUGAUGGGGCGGGAUCUUCGAAUACACAGUUUGUGGACGAAGAAGAGCUAUUGAACAUGCCUGGUUUGCUAGCUGAUAUGGCCAAGGGGAUGAUGGUGGCUCCACCGUGGAUGGGAUCUCCUCCGUCAGAUGAUUCACCGGAGAAUUCUGACGGAGAGAGAUUGUGGAGCUAUUGAUCCAUUGAUUUGGUUGAUAUUUCUUGUUUUAAUUUCUUGUUUUAUUGCGAGUCAUCUUUUGUUUCUGAUGAUUGUUUGAGAUGAUUUGUUUAAAUAAUCGUAUGUUUUCAAUUUAACCACUUUUUAUGAUUCAAGAAGAUCGAUCUUUCUUAACAAUUUUAGUCACAUUUCGUUUUUGGAGUGUG
Messenger RNA from Capsella rubella, 959 nucleotides. RefSeq names its product ethylene-responsive transcription factor ERF026. The record is from RefSeq and is a predicted model, not a curated record. NCBI's taxonomy places the organism in Eukaryota, Viridiplantae, Streptophyta, Magnoliopsida, Brassicales, Brassicaceae. The coding region runs from base 1 to 774 and encodes 257 amino acids. Gene Ontology annotation, molecular function: DNA-binding transcription factor activity; DNA binding. The transcript has a single exon. Gene Ontology annotation, biological process: regulation of DNA-templated transcription.